Molecule: messenger RNA, 2095 nt
Organism: Anguilla rostrata (American eel)
Lineage: Eukaryota; Metazoa; Chordata; Actinopteri; Anguilliformes; Anguillidae
Exons: 2
Coding region: 1-1704 (567 amino acids)
Molecular function (GO): zinc ion binding; nucleic acid binding
Source: RefSeq, a predicted model, not a curated record
AUGGAGGAGGCUAUUCAAGCACUCCUGCAGACGCAGGAAACACUGCAGGUGGCACUGACUGAAUUGUGUUCCAGGACAAGGGAACGGGAGAGGAACCAGAAGCCGCGGGAUGUGCUGACAAAGUUGACCCCCGAGGAUGACGUGGAGGCCUACCUCGAGCUGUUUGAGCGGACGGCUCACAGAGAAGGCUGGGCCCGAGGAGACUGGGGUAGUAUCCUGACACCUUUUCUGACCGGGGAGGCCCAGAAAGCCUGCCGGGACCUCUCGGCUGUGGAGGCGGAGAGUUACGGCAAUCUCAAAGUGGCCAUUUUGGCUCAAUAUGGCUACAGCCUGCCGGCAAAAGCCCAACGAUUCCAUCAAUGGACGUAUAACCCCAACCAACCCGCGAGAGCACAAAUCGCUGCCCUGAGUCGUGUAACCCGGAGCUGGCUGGUGGAAGGAAACGGGCCCCCCCUCCUGGACCGAGUAGUGCUGGACCGAUGCACCCGGGCCCUACCCCCAGAUGCCAAGAGGUACGUUGGCCAACAGGGGCCGCAAAGUAUUGACCUUUUAAUUGCAUUGUUGGAAAACCACCAGGUCACCCAAGAGAUGCUGCGGACCAGCCGACCCGAACCCCUAAGAGGCACCGCCGGGACAUCCAGGACAGAGAAGGGUUAUGGCAGGAGAGCAACCGGAACCCCGGAGCCCACCCCGCCCCCACCCCGGGAGAACCGGGACAGACGACGGUGCUACACCUGUGGAAGGGAAGGCCACUUCGCACGAGACUGCCCCGACAGAGACGAACCCAUGCCAACGGCGGAGACAUCGGGACCCCUGGCGUUCCCCUGCAGGUACAUCACCACAUGCUGGGCACAUGAGGGAGCAAGAGCACCAACCUUUCCCGUGAAAAUUGCAGGCCGAGAUACUGAGGCCCUACUCGAUUCCGGAAGUAUGGUGACGCUCGUCCGACCAGAGUUCGCCGGAGUCGCCCGAGGUGAGGAAAUUUCCGUAUCCUGCAUCCACGGUGACACCAAGCGAUAUCUCACUGCCACCAUUGACAUGUCCACCCCAAGGGGGACGGUGGCCGUACGGGCAGGGGUGGUAGAGAACCUGCCCGUCCCGGUCUUGGUGGGCAGGGAUUGUGUCAUAUUUGAUCGGUACUGGAAGGAAGCUCCGGCGAGCCGCAACGCAGAGACCGGCCGCAGGAUCCAGAAGCGACGCACCCACAGACGAACAGAAGGGGGCGCUCAACCAGCCUGGGCGGGCCUAUCUGGGGGAGACCCAACCGAGACGGUGGACCCGGACAUAGAGGUGAGAGGGCCCACUCCCGGCCCUGAGGACACCACCGCCACCGCCUCAGAAGCAGGAGCCGAGAAUCCAACAGCCCUGGAAGAGGUGGGUCCGAGCGAGACCUUCUCCGAGUUCUCCCACCGACAGGGGGACCCAACCAGAGACCACAGCCAAUUUGGGACGGCACAGCUUCAGGACCCCAACCUGGCUCAGGCAUGGAGGAAUGUCCAGGAGAUCGAGGGGCAGCUACAACCAGGGGUGAGUGAAACGACAAACCCACAUUUCACGGUUGAUCAGGGGCUGUUAUAUCGGGUAUAUGAGGCCAAGGGAGAGUGUCACAAACAGCUGUUAGUUCCCAAGACUUAUGUCUCAAAGGUCCUGUAUCUUGCACACACCCACCUCCUGGGGGCGCACCUGGGAGUCGAGAACCUAUGAGCGUAUCCUUCCGCGGUUCUACUGGCCGGGCGUAAAGAGAGCCGUCGAAGAGUACUGUCGCCACUGCGCAGAAUGUCAGCUCCACAGCCCCAAGUACUGAAGGCGAUGUCGCACCUGUUGAAGGUGAAACAGCUGAGGACCUCAGUCUAUCACCCGCAGACAGACGGGUUGGUAGAGAGAUUUAACCGCACCUUAAAGCAGAUGUUGAGGAAAAUGAUAGAGACAGAUGGUAAGGAUUGGGACCAAUUGCUUCCCUAUCUAAUGUUCUCCAUCCGCGAAGUACCGCAGGGGUCCACAGGAUUCUCCCCCUUCGAACUGCUGUAUGGGCGGCGACCCCGAGGAAUGCUGGACCUGGCCAAAGAGACCUGGGAGCAGCAACCCUCGCGCCAUC